AUGAAUUGUAAUGGCGAACCAGAAUGGCUGAACGAAGCACGCGAAAUAAAUCGUGAAAACAUGAGAAAAUUCAACGAAAAGAUUCAUGAAUUAAAAGAUGAAUUAAGCGGCUGGCUGGCUGAAAUGAAAAGAGCGGACGAUAUGAUACAAUCGGCGAAUGAACUUGAAGCAGUUUCUUUGAAACAAGUGGAGUCAAUUAAUGCCGAAGUAGAAGCACACAAUGCUCAAGUAGAAGCUUGGUACGCCGAAAUGGAUGCUUACAAAGCCGAGCGGAAAGCUUGCGAUGAAGGUUUGGCUCGAUGCAAGGCGAUCAUUGCUGCUGAAAAAUUGAAACUGCAAGAGUUAGCUAAACUACGAGAAGAACAACUGAAGAAGAUGCACGAAGUUCAAUUGAAACGAGCACAAGGUGAUCAGUACUGGAAAGAUCGCAUCGCCGCAGAAAUCGAAAAACGUAUGGGAAAUAGUGAAGCCUUACGAUGUGGUGCUUCGCAGAAAGAAUCUUCGACAAAACGAAUAAACAAGCGUGGGUAUCACCGCAAACGUUUUCAAAAAAAACGGACAGAGUAG
Messenger RNA from Adineta ricciae, 567 nucleotides. NCBI's taxonomy places the organism in Eukaryota, Metazoa, Rotifera, Eurotatoria, Adinetida, Adinetidae. The record is from the annotation of a GenBank genome assembly.